Funneliformis geosporum is the source of this 204-nucleotide messenger RNA. Lineage: Eukaryota; Fungi; Glomeromycota; Glomeromycetes; Glomerales; Glomeraceae. The record is from the annotation of a GenBank genome assembly.
AAAAAUUUUAAUGAACUUUUUCAUCCAUCAGGUCGUGAAAAUAUUCAGGCAGAAUUUGCAAUUGAUGAGUCUCUGGCUGUAAUAACUUUCAUUGAAGUUGAGCAUCAAAAAUGUCUUUCUGCAAGAUAUUUUAUUGAAAAACUUUGUAAUCUCAUAGCUAGUACUAAUGCUAAUCUCCAAUUAAUAAAAGUGGAUAAAAGCUAG